This is a messenger RNA of Cannabis sativa, 2499 nucleotides long. RefSeq lists its product as uncharacterized. The record is from RefSeq and is a predicted model, not a curated record. Lineage: Eukaryota; Viridiplantae; Streptophyta; Magnoliopsida; Rosales; Cannabaceae. The transcript is spliced from 3 exons. The coding region runs from base 1658 to 2269 and encodes 203 amino acids.
ACCUUUAGGGCUUGUUUGGAUCCCUGUAUAAGGGCUCCGUAUUGUAUUAAAUUGUAGGACUACUAUGUUUGGAUGGGAACUUGUAUUGUACUAGAUAUUACAUUCCUAAAUUUUAAUACAAUCUCCCCAGUAUUAUUAUAUACUGAAUAAAAAGAGUGUAUAAGGUUGUAUUGUAUUAUUUUGGAGGGUGUGGCUGUAUUAGCCAAUACUCUCCAUCUCACCCAAACUUCUUCGUGUUUCCCGUUCAGCCAUCUUCACUGAUUUUCAAUCAUCUUCUCCGGUCGAUUUGGCCUGGAUUUCUCGGUGAAGAGCAACUUCGUGUUCUUCGACAGAUCGAUCUAUUAGAUUCAUUUCUCGGUCAAGAACAACUUCAUCUUCUCUGGCAGAUCAAUCUCUCAAAUUCACUAUCCUCUGUCGACAUCGAUCUCUUAGAUUCGUCUGAUUUGAUUUGAUUUUUUCAGAGGAACCUAUCAUCUCCUUAGCUCUCUCUCACACACUAAAGGAAACUCAAAUUCAGAGGUAUACAUGGCUUUUUAAAAUAUUGUGUUUUUUUUUUUUUUUUUUAUUUUGGGUAAAAGUUGUUUGUUUGAAAUUAUAUUUGUGUUUUGUUCUUGGUGAUUGAUUAGUUCUCUUGGGAUGGGAAUUUGUUGGGUUUCCUUUUAUAUUAAUUUGUUGGCGAAUGAUUUGUGUUUUAUAUUAAUUUGAUUGUAAAAUAACAUUGAGACCUUGGAUCUGUAUCAUGAUUAGUGUUGAUUGCUUUUGACCCCAAUACAUUAUUUUAAAUAUAGCAAUGAUGACUCCAAAUCAAUUUUCCAGGUUUUGUCUGAACCCAAGUAUUAUACUCUUUACAUGGGACGAGUUCUCAGUGAAAAAAUCAUUUUUAUGUCAAGGUUUUGAUUGUUCUUUUGUGGGUUUUCUGAUUUAUUGCCUAUUUAUGUGUUUUUGAUGUGCCUUGAAAGAAGAACAUUGCAUAAUCAUCAAUUAUUCUUGUUCUGUUGUUUGGUUGUUAAAAUUCCUUGUUGGGUUUCAAAAGUUUGACAAGCAAAUGAAAAAAUAGGAAAUUUUAGGAAAAUUUAUCUACUUUGUAGAACCUACAAAUUGACCAUGUGUCACAUGUUCUGCUGAAGUUUUGAGUGAAGGGUUUGGUUUUAGGUUUUAACUUGUCAGUGUUCGAGGCUCUCAACGUUGUAUGGUGUGUUCAUUCAUUUUAAGAGUCAUGAUAUGUCAUGAUGAUGAUGAUAUGAUUCAAUGUAGGCUAAGUUUUUAGUUUGAAACCGGAUAUAAAAUAAAUAGUUGGUGUUGUCAAAUUUUGUUUUCUAUAAUUAAUUACUAUAAUGUGUGAAAUGUUUGACUAAUUUGGAAUUAUUAUUGGAUUGGAGUCAGAAAGAACUGUGGAUUUUUGAGCUAAAGAAGUUGAUAUUAGAUUAGAUAGAAGUUGAAUUGGAUAACUUGGUCAUAUGAUGACACGUUAUUCUUCUGUGUUAUCUUAAUGGGAUAUUUGAAUACUUUUCUCUUAAAUGGUUAUCAAGACUCUAAUUAAUAAAUUGCUUUACCAUUAGUGGGUUUCAGCUUUUUUUAGCUUUUGCUUAUGGUAAUUAGCUUUGGAAAUAGGAAAGAGAUCAUAUGAGCUAGUCCACACAUCGAGAACAAAUAUCGAAUGUUGAAGAAGCAAUAUAGUAUAGUCUUCGACAUGCUCAACACUAGUGGCUUUUCUUGGAACGAUGUAAAAAAAUGUGUGCAGGUUGAUAGUGAUGAGGCUUGGUUGACAUAUACUCAGAAUAUUAAGGAUUCUAAGGGAUGGAGAAACAAACCUUUUCCUAUGUAUGAGAGACUAGCUAAUAUUUUUGGAAAAGAUAGAGCAACCGGAAAAGGAGCAGAAGCACCAGCAGACAUGGUUGAGAAUAUGAACAUAGAAGCUGAAGAAGAGACUGACGAUUCUAGGUCAGUAAAUCAGAAUCUUUCUUCACCUAGAGGUCGAAGAAAGAGAUCUAGAUCAGAUGAUGAUGGUAUGAAGGAGAUUGCUUCAACGUUCAAAACAAUGUUUGAACAUUCAAUCGAGCAAAUGAGGUUGAUGGUGCAAGGGACUACUAAUGAUAAGGAGUUGGCUAAGGAGUUGAAAUCGAUGGGACUUUCAGUUGAUGAUCAACUUGAUGCAUUGACGUACAUGUUGAAGAAGCCAGAAUAUGUAGCAACCUUCAAGUCAAUAGAUGGAGAAAUUCGAGAGGCUUUUGUGAUAAGAGUUCUCAGAGAAGUUAGAUCAAGUCGUUGAUGGAGAACUUUGGUUUUAAUGGUUGAACUUUAAUUUGGUCGGUUGAACUUUGAUUUGGUCGGUUGAACUUUAGUUUUAUUGGUUGAACUUUGAUUUGGUCGGUUAAACUUUGGUUUUAUUGGUUGAACUUUGAUUUGGUCAGUUGAACUUUGACGGUGCUACAAGGUUUAUUUUAGUUAUGUAAACUUUAUUUUUUUAAAAAAAAAAAAUUGGUUACUUUUUUAUGACAA